AUGUUUGCUGUUCCGGGCUGGUCAGUCUCCGCCCAAACCCUCAAGGCUGAAACGGCCCAGCCUGAGAACGCACCAGCAGCCGCAAAGUCCAAGAAACGGAAGCGAGGUGGCGCAUCAGCGACAGAGACUGCUGUCACGCCAUCCAAUGUCGCCGAUCUCUAUGAAACCGUCUUCGAGGGCAAGAAGGACUCCAGUCACGUCAAGAAGGACAAGGCAGAUGCAAAGCGGCAGAAGAAAAAUUCUCAAGGAAAGGCUGAGAGUGCCAAGGCUGACUCUGAUGAUGUGACUGGGACGCCGGCGAAGAAACAGAAGAAGGGCGAGGCGGAUUCAGAGGUGAAGAACGGGGCCGUGCAAGAGAGCGAGAGGAAGAAGCAGAAGAAGCAGAGGAAGAAGCAAAAGGAAAAUGGCGUGGACAACCAAGCGUCGCGACAUCCGGCGGCCGAUGCCAAGGUAGAAUCAUCAGCAUCGACAGCCAAGCCGACGGCCGUGACAGCAGCACGACCAGCCACAGCGCCCAAGCCAGUCGCACUCACCGCUCUCCAGGCAUCAAUGAGGGAGAAGCUUGUCUCGGCUCGUUUUCGCUACCUCAACGAAACCCUCUACACCCAGCCGUCGGCGGAGGCCUUUGGCCUGUUCCAAGAAUCGCCCGAGAUGUUCGACGAGUACCACGAGGGCUUCCGCCGCCAGGUGAAGGUGUGGCCUGAGAACCCCGUCGAUAGCUUCCUCGGCGACAUCCGAGCGCGUGCAAAGGCCAAACCUCCCGCCAGAGGAAGACCGGGCGCGCCCCCGCUGCAGCGUUCCAAGGUUCCGCUGCCCCGCACCGCCGGUUCCUGCAUCAUCGCCGACCUGGGCUGCGGCGACGCGCGUCUUGCAGAAUCCCUCAAGGCCGACUCGUCCAAGUUGCGGGUGGAAAUCAAGAGCUUCGACCUGCAGAGUCCCAGCCCUCUCGUUAUCAAGGCCGACAUUGCCAAUCUGCCGCUCGAGGACGGCUCGGUCAACGUGGCCAUCUUCUGCCUCGCCCUCAUGGGAACCAACUGGAUCGACUUCAUCGAGGAAGCCUACCGCAUCCUUCACUGGAAGGGCGAGCUCUGGGUCGCCGAGAUCAAGUCGCGUUUCGGUCCCGUUCGCAACAAGAACGCGCCCGUCAACCAUAGCGUCGGCCACCGCAAGAAGGUCGCAGCCAAGAAGGGCAAGCCAGCUUCCGAGCAGCAAGCCGGACACGAGGAGGAUCUCACCGUCGAGGUGGACGGUGCGGAUGACCGCCGUCGCGCGACUGACGUGUCCGCAUUCGUAGACGCCCUGCAGAAGCGAGGCUUUGUCCUGCAGGGCGAGCGCGAGGAGGCUGUGGACAUGUCGAACAAGAUGUUUGUCAAAAUGCACUUCACCAAAGGCGCAUCUCCUACCAGAGGCAAGGGGGCCAAACCCCAGGAGGGUCUGGCCAAGGGCAAGAAGGGUUUCGCCCCCAAAUGGGACGAGGCCGGAGAAGACGAGACGUCGCAGGUCAACGAGGCUGCCAUCCUCAAGCCUUGCCUGUACAAAAUUCGAUGA
Molecule: messenger RNA, 1548 nt
Organism: Drechmeria coniospora
Lineage: Eukaryota; Fungi; Ascomycota; Sordariomycetes; Hypocreales; Ophiocordycipitaceae
Product: ribosomal RNA-processing protein 8
Exons: 1
Coding region: 1-1548 (515 amino acids)
Biological process (GO): rRNA methylation; ribosomal large subunit biogenesis
Cellular component (GO): nucleolus
Molecular function (GO): rRNA (adenine) methyltransferase activity
Source: RefSeq, a predicted model, not a curated record